UCCUAUGGCUAUUAUCGUGCCUGUAAGGUUGGUAGGUUUUAGAAAUUAGGUAGUUGGCAAAUAGCUACAAAACACAAUAGAGUUUCCCCCUUCCCUCCCUGCCUCAUUCUCCAACUCUGCCUCUUCCUCUCUCCCAGUCUCUCAUUCCUCUCUCUCUCUCUCUCUCCCUCUCUGGUUUUUCUGCUUCCACACAAACAGCUUCUUCCAGGCUGAAGUUGGGCUGGUCUCCCUGGGAGCAGCAACCACAACAAUCCUGCAGUUCAAAGUUAAGCAGCAAUUGCACAACUUCCAGCAACUCUCUCAGCUGGCUGCUAAUGAGCUGAAAGCCAGGAACAUCUGAGGAGGUGAAAAGGAAGCCUCCAGCCUCCUCCUUUAAGCUGAGACAGAGGCACCCCUCCCCAGACCCAGAUCACUUUGAGAUAAGGACUGUGUUAUUUGCUUGCCUUCCUGGACAGACCAUGGCUCCCUUUGGAAGAAAUUUGCUGAAGACUCGACAUAAGAACAGAGAUUUGGUUCUCUGUGAAGUAAACAGCUGUACUGAUCUCCAACUAAAGACAUGGAUUCUGAGGAGAAGGAAAUUGUGGUUUGGGUUUGCCAAGAGGAAAAGAUUGUCUGUGGAUUAACUAAACGCACCACCUCCACCGAUGUCAUCCAGGCUUUGCUGGAGGAACAUGAGGCUACAUUUGGAGAGAAACGAUUUCUGCUGGGCAAGGCCAGUGACUACUGCAUUGUGGAGAAGUGGAGGGGCUCAGAGAGGGCCCUUCCUCCGUUGACGAGGAUCCUGAAACUGUGGAAGGCUUGGGGAGAUGAGCAAGCCAACAUGCAGUUUGUGUUGGUUAAAACAGAUGCCUUUCUCCCAGUUCCACUGUGGAGGACAGCAGAAACCAAACUAGUGCAAAAUAGUGAAAAGCCUUGGGAGCUCAGCCCAGCGAAUUACAUGAAAACUUUACCACCGGAUAAACAAAAACGAAUCGUCAGGAAAACCUUCCGGAAACUGGCUAAAAUUAAGCAGGACAUGGUUUCUCAUGAUAGGGACAAUAUGGAGACUUUGGUUCAUCUAAUUAUUUCUCAGGACCACACUAUUCACCAACAAGUACAAAGAAUGAAAGAGUUAGAUAUGGAAAUUGAGAAAUGUGAAGCUAAGAUCCACUUGGACCGGGUCGGAAAUGAUGGGGACAAUUACGUUCAGGAGGCAUAUUUAAUGCCCAGGUUUAGUGAAAAUGAGCAAAUGCUAGACUUUCAACCUGAAGACAGCCAGGCUCUGGUGGACCUGAACGACGGUGAGGUGAUGGCUCAGAUGGAAGAAAGGCUACAAUACUACAGAGUGCUCAUCGAAAAGCUCUCGGCUGAAAUUGAGAGAGAGGUGAAGAGCUUGAGCUUCGAUGGAAGUGAAGAUACAGAGGGGAGAGCUGCCUGUGAACUCGAAAACUCUGAUUUAGAAAACGUGAAGUGCGAUUUGGAGAAGAGUAUGAAAGCAGGUUUGAAAAUCCACUCUCACUUGAGUGGCAUCCAGAAAGAGAUUAAAUACAGUGACUCAUUGCUUCAGAUGAAAGCAAGAGAAUACGAACUCCUGGCCAAGGAGUUCAGUUCAUUUCACCUUAGCAACAAAGAUGGAUGCCAGUUUAAAGAAAACAAAGGAAAGGAAGCUGAGGCUGCCUGCAGCAGUGCGGAGAUUCCUCCACUAACUCAAAGGGCAUUCAGCACAUACACAAAUGACACCGAUUCAGACACAGGCAUUAGCUCCAACCACAGCCAGGACUCUGAAACAACUCUGGGCGAUGUCCUGCUGUUGUCAACGUAACUCGGAUGACUUCUUUCUGACCAUUAAUGAUGUUUUGUGUGUUUUAAUGAGAAACUCUAUUCCAUAUAUAACUCUGUGAAAGAGUAAGCCAUGCUAAAAUAUUCAGUAGUUAAUAAAAAUACCAGUGAAAUUGUUGCUUGUUUUCAUAUAGUGUUUCUAAUUUGACUUUGUUACAGGUUCAAGCAAUGAACUAUGUAUUAGGAUUGUAGCUGAAACAAUGUACUGGGGAGUGAUUGAUAAUUCCCCCACAUGAGGCAUGAGAGACAUGAACUUGAAAACAAUUCUCAACUUUGUUCAUCAAACUCUCCACACUGCAAUCAUGAAGAUGUAAAAUGAACACAUGUUCGUCAUUUUUGACAACAUUGCAUUAUCAGAAUGUUUAAGUCUGUAAAGGCCCAUUCCUAUGUCCAAUGUGUCAUGUAUAGAUUAAUUCAAAUCUUGUUUUUUUCAGUCAGACUGUAAAAUGUACUGUGUGUGUGUGUGUGUGUGUGUGUGUGUGUUCCUAACCAAGUCUAACAUGAUCACAAGCUAUGCAUAUGCUCUUACUAUUUACUCAUUAGAUCUUCUAUCCACCAAUGCUAUGUGUGUGCACGUUCAUUAUUUUGGAAGUUAUAGUGUAGGCUACGGAAGAACUCAGUAAAAUUUUUAUUUAUGUCUUCCCAACUCCGUAUGUGGAAGGGGAAUUUACUGUCCUUUGUGUGGAUAUAGCUAUGUUUUGUUUUCUGGGAGCAUACAGAGUAGAAAUGAAUGUUUAUUCUCAUAUCCUGUCACCCGCUGUCAGGACUUCCCCGGAGCUUAAGACAGCUCAGUAUCUUUAAGUUGUUCCAAACUCACUAACGGAAGUUGAAGAAACUGAGUGAAUUACCUGGAUUCUGUCUUCACUCACAAUUAUGUUUUGCUUGAUUUUAAAUAGAUGUUUCCUCUCCCUCCUAUCCUGUUGAUAUCCUACUUUCCUUCUCACAUCUCUUCUUCUUCUCCCUUCUUAGCAGCUGAGACAGGAUGAUGUCAGAGCUAAAACAAUUAAUUUUAUUAUUUUGCUGUGAAUUGAAUAUUGGUGUGCCUUAAUUUUCUGUAGUUGGCCCAUUUCACACAUCAAGAUACAUAAAGCAGAAAUGUUUGAUGUAUUUCUAGCAUGUACACAUUAGCCAUUAUUCCUAGAAUGUUUCUCAUUUAUGCAAACUGGUACAGCUUUUAACUGUUCUGUCUUUUAAAUUUUGUAAGUUUAAAAGAUUGUACUAGCUUUAUUGCAGACUCAAUGUCUUUAAUUGGCUCUUUCAAAAUGUCGUGCCCCACCCCCACCCUUUACUUGCUUCAUGUAUCUUUGGGAAGAUACUUAUAUUUCCAUAGAGUUUCACAUCUGGGAGGCACCUAUUAUUUUUAGACCAUACAAUAAAAGUUUCUAUUCCAGUGAAAUACUGGGUUAAAUAGUAAAUGAUCAUGUUCAAAUAAAUUCCAUUUUUAAACAAAAAAUGGAUUAGUCAUUUGUGUGAAGAAAGUUCACCUGGCUAGCAGAUCAUUAGAUCACUAAAGCACAUGCUAAACUAUUGACAUAUUUAUUGUUACUGAAAGAGAUUAAAUUCAGAAGAUUAUCAUGUAUAAUAAGUCAUUCAGUACUUGGUUUCCCAAAAAUGAAAAUUAUCUCAUUGGAUUUUGUGUUUAAUAAGAAAAUAACUUUAUCUAAAUUCAAAAGCAGGUAUUAUAAGAAUUGCUACAGAGUUUCACUUUAGGAACUUCUAAUUAGCUAACUACUGUUUUCACAGUUACUUAUAGUGGUAGUGUCAAAGGUGAAAUUCUGCUUUGUGUGUGUGUGUGUGUGUGUGUGUUUGUGUGUUUUUCUAGACAGGGUUUCUCUGUAGCCUUGAAGCCUUUCCUGGAACUCACUCUGUAGACCAUGCUGGCCUUGAACUCACAGAGAUCCAUCUGUCUCUCUGAAUUUUGCUGUUAGGAAUGUUUAAAAUUUCUUUUAGAGUGCUGACUUUCUCAAACUUAUUGUAGAGUUUGCAUUUUUCCUAAUUAUUUCUAUUCUUGGUCAUUACAUUAAGUCAUACAGCUAUUAAUUUCCACAGUGAAACCCUAAUAGAAUUAAAUAUGAACAUAUUUAUACAAAUAGAAAUAAUGAAUGAUCUCAUGGAUAUUAUUCAAUUGAUGGUUAAGCUUAUAAAUGCAGGACUUUAAAGUUUAAUUCUUUAAUUAUCUUGAGAAACUUAGUAAAUUACAAAACCUUAAGUAGCCUGGCAGAUUAACCACAAAAUGGUCAUAUGCAGCUAGAAAAGGCAAGCCAGAGUUGACAAUGCUUAUUUUUCCCAGGACCAGGUUAUCAGAGGAUACUUUGUGUACUCUUUUGCUCUGGUGGCCUCUUUCACAAUACUCUUAAUAAAUACUGAAAUGCUGCCUACUUUCUUUUCUUCUGUUUUUGUUGUCAUUGUUUUCUGUUUGUUUUGCUUGGUUUUUCAAGACAGUGUUUCUCAGUGUAACCCUGGCUGUCCUGGACCUCCCACUGUAGACGUUAGCCUCCCAAGUGCUGGGAUCAAAGGCGUGCACCACCACACCCAGCAACUACCUACUUUCAGUGUGCUUAAAAGUGUUCUUUUCUUUCAAACAGUUGUGUUCCAUCUUGGCAAUUCCAAUCCAUUGUCUCUGAAUUUACAAAUAUUUUAGAUGUACUUCUUUUGGUGCUCUCUUAUACAUUAGGCUGUAUGUAUUUAUAUAACCAUCUAACUCUACUCACCUAGUAGAGUUUUUUGUCUUACUCUUUUUAUUAUCUGCCUUUCUAAAUUGGCUGGUUAUGCCAACUUCUUUGUGCCUUGUUCCAUUAGUUAAGUGAAUUGCUAAAUUGUAAUGGGUUUUAUUAUGUUUUAUGAAGUGAAUUGCUAAAUUUUAAAGGAUUUUAUGAUUUUUUACAUUUAUAUACAAUUGUGCAAUUUGUACAUAAGCAUGCAUAUAAGUAGGCUUAAAUAUUAGCAGGCAUUCUACCUAUAAAUUUAGUGAAUAAAUACUAAAUCUAUGAAUUUUACUUUUCUAUUAAUUUUAUCUAUGUGACAUCAUCUUUAAUAAAGAUAAUAAGUGUACAUUAUUAGGGGGCACUGUGUUCAGUACAUGUAUACAUUCCAUCAAGUUUAAGCCAGGAAAAGGAUUCAGUUAUUUUAUUACGAGUUUCUGACUUAAAACAACUCAAAUGCCUUUUAAUUUAAUGACAGUGUUAUAAAAUCUAUGUACGCAGAAAUUUCUGUACUGCCUGCAACUCCCAAAUAAAUACACUGAAGCUUGUAUUAAUUAUAAACGCUUAGCUGAUAGCUCAGGCUUAUUACUAACUAGCUCUGAUAAAUUAACCAAUGCACAUCUAAACAUUGUACAUGUAUAAGAAAAAAAUGCAUAGUGUAGGAUUUGAAGUGGUAGACACUCAAAAUCUUUUAAAUUCCUAAAUUAAAUCACUGUAUCAUUUUUCUUCUUAAUUGCAAAAUCACGAUGUUCUACACAGGCUUUUCUAACCCAUUAAAUUUUUAUUUUUGUAUUUAUUUAAACCUCCACUGUGUAGGACAAAAUAUAUUUCUGUGGCUGCAUUUUAUAAACCUUCAGAAUAGAGUUAUUGUUAUAUUUAAAACAUAUUUUUCUAGUGACAAAGGAAUACAAUUUAAUCCUGAGAUAGCUUUUGAAAUAAUAUUUGGCUGCUUCCUUUCAUGCUGCCUUACUGGUUUGGUAAACUUCACGUCAUACAUAUAAAGAGUCAUUUCUUCAAGUUAUAACUGAUUCAAAAAAAUUCAAAAAAUAAAAGAUUAUUAUAUCCUG
Molecule: messenger RNA, 5587 nt
Organism: Mesocricetus auratus (golden hamster)
Lineage: Eukaryota; Metazoa; Chordata; Mammalia; Rodentia; Cricetidae
Gene: Rassf9
Product: Ras association domain family member 9
Exons: 3
Coding region: 557-1801 (414 amino acids)
Biological process (GO): signal transduction
Source: RefSeq, a predicted model, not a curated record